Molecule: messenger RNA, 1845 nt
Organism: Onychomys torridus (southern grasshopper mouse)
Lineage: Eukaryota; Metazoa; Chordata; Mammalia; Rodentia; Cricetidae
Gene: Creb1
Product: cAMP responsive element binding protein 1
Exons: 10
Coding region: 469-1494 (341 amino acids)
Biological process (GO): regulation of transcription by RNA polymerase II
Cellular component (GO): nucleus; ATF4-CREB1 transcription factor complex
Molecular function (GO): cAMP response element binding; DNA-binding transcription factor activity, RNA polymerase II-specific; protein binding
Source: RefSeq, a predicted model, not a curated record
GGCCGCUGCGCACUCGGCACUGGGCGGCGCUGGCUGGCUCCCUGGCUGCGGCUCCUCAGUCGGCGGCGGCUGCUGCUGCCUGUGGCCCGGGCGGCUGGGAGAAGCGGAGUGUUGGUGAGUGACGCGGCGGAGGUGUAGUUUGACGCGGUGUGUUACGUGGGGGAGAGAAUAAAACUCCAGCGAGAUCCGGGCCGCGAACGAAAGCAGUGACGGAGGAGCUUGUACCACCGGAGGAAAUGCCUAGAGGAGGGAUCUGAAGCCAGUAUCUCAGACCUGACGCUCGCUCCUGCUUCCUACCCUCUUUCUGAACCUGGCUGGUGCAGCUUGAGAAAAUCAGCUUUGUUACCACCUGCCCUCCUCGUUAGUAAAGGAAGAGUCACGAGAGGGACCAUUCCUAUUUCCUGUUAGGAAGACACACCCAAAGGAAGACUUUGCAUUUCUUCAUUGUUUGUUUUUUGAAGGUAACUAAUGACCAUGGAGUCUGGAGCAGACAACCAGCAGAGUGGAGAUGCUGCUGUGACAGAAGCUGAAAACCAGCAAAUGACAGCUCAAGCCCAGCCACAGAUUGCCACAUUAGCCCAGGUAUCCAUGCCAGCAGCUCAUGCGACAUCAUCUGCUCCCACUGUAACCUUAGUGCAGCUGCCCAAUGGGCAGACAGUCCAAGUUCAUGGAGUUAUUCAGGCAGCCCAGCCAUCAGUUAUUCAGUCUCCACAGGUCCAGACGGUUCAGUCUUCCUGUAAGGACUUAAAAAGACUUUUCUCCGGAACUCAGAUUUCAACUAUUGCAGAAAGUGAAGAUUCACAGGAGUCUGUGGAUAGUGUAACCGAUUCCCAAAAACGAAGGGAAAUUCUUUCGAGGAGGCCUUCCUACAGGAAAAUUUUGAAUGACUUAUCUUCUGAUGCACCAGGAGUGCCAAGGAUUGAAGAAGAAAAGUCGGAAGAGGAGACAUCGGCCCCUGCCAUCACCACUGUAACGGUGCCGACUCCGAUUUACCAGACCAGCAGUGGGCAGUACAUUGCCAUUACCCAGGGAGGAGCAAUCCAGCUGGCUAACAAUGGUACCGAUGGGGUACAGGGCCUUCAGACCUUAACCAUGACCAAUGCAGCUGCCACUCAGCCGGGCACCACUAUUCUACAAUACGCACAGACCACUGAUGGACAGCAGAUCCUAGUGCCCAGCAACCAAGUUGUUGUCCAAGCUGCCUCUGGUGAUGUACAGACAUACCAGAUUCGCACAGCCCCCACGAGCACUAUUGCCCCUGGAGUUGUUAUGGCGUCCUCCCCAGCCCUUCCUACACAGCCUGCCGAAGAAGCAGCCCGGAAGAGAGAGGUUCGUCUAAUGAAGAACAGGGAAGCAGCAAGAGAAUGUCGUAGAAAGAAGAAAGAAUAUGUGAAAUGUUUAGAGAACAGAGUGGCAGUGCUUGAAAACCAAAACAAGACAUUGAUUGAGGAGCUAAAAGCACUUAAGGACCUUUACUGCCACAAAUCAGAUUAAUUUGGGAUUUAAAUUUCCACCUGUUACGGUGGAAAAUGGACUGGAUUGGCCACAAACAGAAAGACAAAAUAAACAUUUAUUUUCUAGACAUUUCUUUUUUCUAUGCGCAAAACUGCCUGAAAGCAACUACAGAAUCUCGUUCAUUUCUGCUUUUGCAUUAAACUGUGAAUGUUCCAGCACCUGCUUCCACUUCUCCCUCAAGACAUGUGCAGCACCAGGAAUCAUGAAGAGACUUCUGCUCUCCGUCGCCCACCCUCCUCAAGAAGUAAUAAUGUCUUUAUUUGUAAAUUGUUGGGGAAAAUGAGAUCUUGGCUUUUGUUUUGUUUUGUUUUGUUUUGUUUUAGGUUUGGU